GUUAUUGUUAUUUUAAUUCAGACUAAACUCAAAAAAUUCUAGAUCGGAAACUCAAUAUAAAAAAAUCACUACUGCGGUCAGUAACUGCUCUUAUGAUAAAGGGAGAGCAUUGAUGAACACCAGUGUACCCUUUCUAGUUAGGUUGAUUAUACACGAAAUCGACUAUAUAACCUAUGAAUCAAAUAUCACAGGCGAUAUGUAACAAAGAAAAAAUUUUUUAUUUGAAUAAUCAUUCUCGUUUUUAAUGUAAUUAUUAAAUAAACUGUAAGUAAUUUGUGAAAAUAUUGCAUUGCAUACAUCAAUUCGACAACCGAUUUUGAAAUUAGUUGAGUGUUAAAUACAAAAAAAUGGAAUCGCGUCCGAAGGUAUGGGGAAAGAGGAGAAGUCUUGUUAGAAGAAUUGGAUCUAUGUUACCGUUAAGACCACCUCCAAAAAUAUACGUUCGGGUAACACCUUUACAUUCUAUGUCAAAUUCUAUGAUUAACGAAGGAUCUCAUCAUGAUUUAAGUCGCAUAAAUGGUUGUAGUUCAGAAAAUGGUCGACUGUCUGGAAGUAAACCGGAUUUGUUUGAACCCAUUAGUUUCGGUUCUGAAGUAAGGCUAUUGGCAUUAGAGCAAGAAUUACAAGAAUUGAGGACACAAGUAUCACAAAUAAUUCAAAAUACUAGUUAUCAACAUCACUCAUCAUUGGUGUCGUUAUCGAACAAAAAUGAAAAUACUGAAACACAUUUGUCCGUAUCACCAUCACGGCCUCCUCUACCACCACCAUUGCCUCCUCCGAGCACACCUCACAUAGCUAGAAGAGCUAGUCUACAAGAUCACAAGCUUGAAGAUAGAAAAAAACCUUUUGUACUUCAAAAAUCAAUGGCUGAUAUGCUCAAUGAGAUACAUAAAGUUCAUUUAAAGCCUAUUGCACGAACACCUGGAGGACAUCCAAUCCGGCCAAAACGGGAGAAUAGUCCAUGUAGUGAUUUACAAGAAAUUUUACGAAGAAGAUACGAGGCUAUGAGUGCAUCUCCUAAUAGUGUGAAUUCAUCUUAUUCUACUAUGGAUGAAUCUUUCACUUAAACCUAUUAUCAUAGUUUCAAAACUACGUUUCUAUUUCCUCAUUGAAUGGUCUUUCAAGACAUAUGAAAUAUUCUGGGGCCAUUCUAUUGAUUGACUUAGAAAAUGAAAAAUAUUCUUUUUCUUUAACUAUUUUUGCAAUUUGAUAAUGACACGUAUAAUUUAAAUUUUAUUGAGAUACUUUUGAUUACAGACGAGUCAAAAAAAAAUAUCUCAGAUUGCCAUUUAGAAAGGUUGAUCCUAUACUAGAAAUAAUUGAAUAAAAUUUUCGGAAGAUGUCAUAUUAUUAUAUUUCUUACAUUAUAUUAAUUAUAAUUCUCGUGAUUUUAAAAAAUUUGUUAGAAAUCUAUUUUUCGAAACAUUAGCAACUAAAAUUGAUUGUUAGAUAUGAGUUUUUAUGAAGCUUAUGUGAUUUUUUACUAAAAAACUGUGAUACCCAUUCAUAAGAUAAUUUAGUUUUUACUCAAAAAUUGCAUAAUUGUCAUAAAAGCACGUAAUUCUCUAACAAAAGUCUAUGUGUAACAAUAAGAGCCAAUUUUAAUUGUCAACAUAUCUAAAAAAAAACUUUCUAAAAAAUUUGACAAAUCACACUGAUUGUAAUGAAUCCCCCGAAAAUUUUAUUAAAUUAUUACCGUCAAGUCUUAUAUCGUGAGUUCACUUAACAGAAUCUUUUUCAAAAGAUUUUGACUUUAUCGUGCUUUUUUGCGGCCAUAGACAACAGUAUCACACCUACAAUUACAAUAUGAUCUAGAUCUGUUAAUAAAUAUCUCGAAGAAGUGAUGAGAAUUGCAUAAUUUAUCUAGAUAAGAAUUAAUACUUGAUGGACACAAGUUAUUACUUUAGUUUUUAUGUGAAUGUUCAAAUAGAAUUUAUUUACAGUGCAAUCAUAGAUUGAAAUGUCACUUGUCCAGUUUAAUUUAAACAGUACUCUCAGAACAUAAUUUUAUUAUUGUUAAAUGCAAUCAUCAAUUGUGAAAAAUUGAUGAUGGAUCAGAUUUUUAAGACAUUCUGGAAAUGAUUGUGUUCUUUUUUAGUGAUAAGACGUGUAAUGAUUGUACAGACAUGUUUUAUAUAUAAGAAUUUUGGAUAUAUACGUAAAUAAAAUUUAUUGUUACACAAAUUUGAUAAAAUUAAAUCUAUUUCAUAAAAGUAAUGCUAUUGAAACUUUUAAAGUAAAAUCAAUAUCUCAAUUUUUUGCUUGAUAAAAUACCGAUAAAAAUGAAAAAUAUUUCGCUCCCACAGUACGGGUAGUGUGUUCCAUACAUCAUUGAACAUCAUAUAUUUAAAAAACAAAUGACAAAUUCUUAUUUUUAUUUUUGUGCUUUUAAGAAGACUGAUAAAUUUGUAUUUAUUGCUAUUUUAAUGUAAACGUAAUAAAAUUAUUUGUAAA
Chelonus insularis is the source of this 2454-nucleotide messenger RNA. RefSeq names its product mitochondrial fission regulator 2-like. NCBI's taxonomy places the organism in Eukaryota, Metazoa, Arthropoda, Insecta, Hymenoptera, Braconidae. Bases 348 to 1067 code for a protein of 239 amino acids. The record is from RefSeq and is a predicted model, not a curated record. The transcript is spliced from 6 exons.